AUGGACCCUUUCACAGCCCUGAGCUUGGCAACUUCUAUCGUUCAAAUCGUCGAUUUCGGCUCCAGACUCGUGGGCAGGGGCCGCGAAAUCUACAAAAAAGGCUCCAUAGCCAGCUUCGACGAAGCAAAAUCCGUUGCAGGUGAUCUGAAGGAUUUGACUCGAAGUCUUGAAAGCGUCUUAGAGUCAGUCUCAACUUCGGGAGAAUCGGAAUCCACUCUAUCGGCCGACGAAACAAAACUGAAAAAUCUGGCAUCAGAAACGGCUAAGGUGGCAGACGAGCUCAUCCAGCUAGUUGACUUCGUGUCCUGCCAUCAUGGGAAGCACAGCCCAUUGAAGAGCUUUCGGCAAGCCCUAGAUGCUGUCUUUAACAAGAGAAAGCUUACCGAAAUGAGCGAUAAGCUUGAUCUACUGCAAAAUGAGCUCAUCCUCCGGGUUGUUGUUUCUCUCAAGAUGAACCCUAACUCAGAAAAUUCGAUUCAAUCAGCUCGACGAGAUGAGCGAUUCGAUCAACUGAAAGAGGAACACAAAAGGAUUGCAGAUGUCCUGCUUGAUAACAGGAAAUUUUUCACGACAGGACGCGAUAACCUCUUACAACGUCAGAACGAAGAAAGCGAACUUGACAGAGUCAGAUAUGAAGAGACCAUUGCGGCUAUUGCCACCCUCCAAGGACACGUUACAGCUAGGGACAUAUCAACCACACUUUAUCAGGAUUCGCUACAACAUUUAGGGAAAAUUCAGGAAGACAUAUUGAACUUCUUGUGGUUCAGGUUUAUGGGGGAUAGACGUGCGGAGGUCUCAGAUGCGUAUAGGAAGACAUUCGAGUGGGUGUUCAACGGCCGGGUACCAUUCGGUUGGGCCUUGGACAGUCUGUCACAGUGGCUUCAACAUGGCGAAGGCUGCUUCUGGAUCAGCGGCAAAGCUGGCUCAGGCAAGUCUACGCUCAUGAAGUUCAUCGGCAAUGAGCCACGCAUGCAGAAACUCCUCGCAACAUGGGCUGACGGGGAGCCUUUAUUCCAAUUUUCUGGGCUGGUCCCCAUUGUUUUCCCGAUUCACUGCCGGAGCAUCGCGAGAAGCAACUUGGUCAAUGAUCCUUCUCUUGUGGAGUUAAAGGAGGCCUUUAAACUCUUGACAACACAGACGGUCACGCCACUAAAGAUCUGUCUCCACAUUGAUGGAGUGGAUGAGUACGAUGAUGACCACAUCGAGCUUGUGGAGUACCUGCGGUCAGUCUGCUCGCCGAACUUGAAACUCCUCUUGUCUAGCCGGCCAACAUCCGCCUGCUCGGUAGCUUUUGCAAGUUGCCCUACCCUCAGGCUGCAAGAUUUCACCCGAUCAGACAUCCUCAUUUAUGUGACCGAAAACCUUGACACUCAUGUGCGUAUGAGAGAAUUAGUCCGCAUCAAUAGGCAUGCGGUUAAUGAGCUCAUUGGUCAAAUAGUCUCUAAGGCUUCGGGUGUGUUUCUUUGGGUUGUUAUUGUAGUUAAAGCUCUACGGAACGGUCUCUAUAACCAUGACGGAAUAGAAGAUCUCCAAGUCCGGCUCAACGAGUUACCAUCUGACCUGGACAAGCUGUAA
Molecule: messenger RNA, 1575 nt
Organism: Mytilinidion resinicola
Lineage: Eukaryota; Fungi; Ascomycota; Dothideomycetes; Mytilinidiales; Mytilinidiaceae
Exons: 3
Coding region: 1-1575 (524 amino acids)
Source: RefSeq, a predicted model, not a curated record